CUCUCCAGAAGCCACAUCACCUCAGCAGCUCCGUGGUUUGCUCUGAACUCCCACCGGCCCACAAACAGAAUUCCAAGGGAAAGAACAAGGAAGUGCUUCUAACAUUGAGCACACAAGGCUAUUUGUCUGUGGAAUGAUUCAAAUGGAAUGAAAGUAGGGUUACAUGGGAUAUUGGGAAGAAAUUCCUCUGUGUGAGGGUGCUCAGGCACUGCCACUGACCAGCCCACAUCCCUGGCAAUGUCCAAGGCCAGGCUGGACGGGGCUUGGAGCAACCUGAGAUAGUGGAAGGUGUCCCCGACCAUGUUAAGGAGGGGAAUGGAAUGAGCUUUAUGGUCCCUUCUCACCCAAAACAUUCUGGAUUGCUCAAUUUCCAUUCCCCAUCUUCAUCCCAUAAAACACCAGAAAAAUUCAACUGAAAUUUUUGAUGAAAACAAGCUGUGUUAGAAAACAAACAGGGAUUUCUCUCUGACCCUCAAACACCCACCAGCUCUCCCCUGCAGACCAACAGGGUCUGCCCAAGGAGCUCGACUGGGCUGAUUUCCCUCAAUAUUGUGGUACAUUUGCCCCUAAAAUCAACAUCCUCGGAGUGUGCUACCUGUGCUCUCUCUGCAACAUAACUGGAGCUCACUGCACCUUUUCUAAAAUAUGCAAUUUGAUACCUAGCCAGCCUGUUAAGCAGGCAGGUACCUGGGUGAAAAUCUAUUGGACCUUAAAUGCCGAUGUAUCAUUGGUUGGGAAAGUGAAUGAUAGAAAUUGUAACCAACCACCUGUGUGAGCCCGGGAAAGAUCAAUCACCCUAUCUGAGCGUGCUCACAAAAGAAUAAAAAAGUUUAAGUCUUGUUACAGUGAACUACAAGGGUCGUGGGUUUUGUCUCAGACCCCGCACCCCCCUGGCAGCCCAAGGGGUAAAACAACAGAAACAACUAACCACUGUAGAACCAGUGACCAGCCUACAUGAUUUCAACUUCAGCCAAAACCUGCGAAAAGCAGGGACAGACAAAAUCCGCCCAGCAAGACGAGAAAGGAACUUCUAGCUGCGAGCUAGGGAGAAACGCCCACGAAAAGAGGCGGGAAAUUUUGGCCCAGAGUCAGGUAUGUCCAAGAAACAGGAAGAAGCCCAGAAAAAGAGAGGCAGGAAAUUAUGGCCAAAAGAGCCAAGGAAAAGAUGUCCAAAAGAGACGGGAAGAAAAUUAUUGUCCAGGUAAGAAAUGAGAAUAAAAUCUUAGCUGAGAGCUAUGAAAAACAUGGGAUGAUACAUUUCCACAGAGAAACAUUCAAUCAUCCAGGUAUGGGUUCAAUUUUUGGAUGAGUGGGAGAUACAUUAUGAAGAAGAAUUGCUUUCUGAUUUAAUAUCAUGGACAAAAGGUGAAGAGAUAGAACUAACUAAUGAAACUGUAUUUAAUAUAAAUAAUUGGACUAAAACUGGAGAAGAAAUAUUAAGUGCUGCUUUAAAAGAUGAUAAAAAUGCAAUUAAAGCUUUAAAAACCUGGGAAAUUAUCUUAAAGUUUCUAAAGGAGACAAAAGUCAAUUUAUCUAGCAGCAGCAUGGAAGAAAAUGUACUUAUUCCAUGCAGAGAGACUCCACUGACAAGCAAACCCUUAGUACCCAACUCGGAGACCCCUAAUCCAUCCCAAAUCACCGUGGGGCGGCCCAAGGAAAAACCCCAAGAUGGUGGCGACCUUGUGUCAGGAAAAGAAAAAGCCUGGGAAAAAUCCCAUGAUGGCAGUAACUGCAUGGCCACCAGCGGGAAAAAAGAAACCGAACCUCCCUCGUGGGGUGUGCCUCUGCCCCCUCCAGCCCUGGUGCCUCCUACUCUGACCAUGCCCUGGUGGGAGGUAUCCCCUGCUUCUAUACAGCCUUGGUGGGUGAUUCCCCCAGUCACGGUCCAGCCUCAGAUUAGUGGGGUCCAGCCCCAGUCCAGCCUUUGAAGGGUGUGUCUUCAGCUCGGCAAGAAAACAUGCUUCAGACCGGGAUUACAAUGGGAAACCCCUGCCAACAACUCCCCGAAAGGGAAAUCCGAGAUGAGGUCAUAUCAGAAACGCCCUGCGACACACUGGGAAGCCCACCAGGAAGUAAGCAAACCAGGAAGUAAAAACACCAGAGCUCCGAACUCAGCUUCUGCUUCAAGCAACCGCUUUGAUCCUGCCGUGAUCUCCAAAACCAAGCCUUUGACCACACCUCCAAACCUAUCUACACCUGCAACAGAGAACUGACAAAUCCACUUGGCUUUGCUUCAAAACCUCAGCCACAGCAGAAUGUUUAAAAAAUUCACCAAAGUCAUAGCAAAAGAAAUGGAUCCAAGGAAGGACCUGGUCCCUGUCGAGAGCAUUGCAGACAAUGAGCACUUCAGGCCCCUCUAUCUACUGAAAAAAAAGAGAAAAUCAAAAACCAUAUUCCACCCAUAUCCCUACUACCAGCCAACAGGGCUCAAACUGGAUGAUGUGCUGCUGCCUGGACAAGAUGAUAAAAGCAUAGAGUCCCCCCUUCAAGUUUCCAGACAGAUUAUUAUCACAAAAACCAUUACUGACCAAGGUGAUGGAGGUCUCAGGAUUGCAUUUGACCCUGCAAGUGCAGAUCUGCAAGGAGGUGCCUCCUUGUCCAAGGCGAUUGUUAUCAAGGCACAUAAGAAGAGCAUUUCACUGCAGUCACUGGAGGCACUAAAAAAAGAAAGGAAAAUCAACAUGGAUCAUUCCUUCAUCCAACAACUACUGAGAACAGACAUUGAUCUACACCUGGUCACCGAAAUCCUUGAAGCCUCAGAGCAGACUGUCUACAAGGAAUCCACCAAGGCAGAUGGGGGCUUCAAGGCCACAUUUUAUGCCACAUUCUCUGCAAAGGGCAACAGAGAGAGCAACCAAGACAUAGUCAUACCCGAGGGCUGCACCCUGGCAUUCAAGACCAUCCUACUAGUCAUUAGAAAUGGAGCAUGGAAUAUAGCUCAUUUCCCAAGAGGACACUGCCUACUUCAAAUAGAUCAACCACAGGCAAAAGACGUAGUGAGUGAAGUGGAAUGCCGCUAUCAAAUUUUCUCCAAGUUGUCUCCUGACAUCCUGUUCAUUGUCUUCAACACCAUCAAAGUGGUGAUGAGUGAUAAGAACCUCCUUCAAGAGCUCAGACAGAAAAUGGAAGAUAUUCCUAAGCAAAAUGAUGGGUAUGAGCUGAAAACUGAGAGCCCAGACUUAAAAGACCUGUUCAGCACCUUACAGCAUUCUCCAAGAGAUCGUCUACAUCAGCUGACAGGAGGAAUCACCUACAUCCUUGAUGCUUUGCAUGAGUUAAUGGAUGAACAACUGUGGCUGCUGCUGCAAUCCUUGGAAAGGAAGAUUCUGACCCAACAGCUGAAACUGGUUGAAAACCUCCUGGAUCAAGACCUGGCCUAUACAAGGAGUCCUUUCCAUGUGGAUGCCAGGCUGCUCUCCUUCCCACACAAGGAGGAACAGAUGUUAACCAUGGAACUGGUGGAGCUGAGUGGAGUGCAGCUCCAGGAAGAUGGAUCAGCUGUCCCUAGGGAUAAACCCUUUGAGUCUGUGGCAGCCCUGUUUGCUGCCCUGUAUGCCCUCAACCUCCUGAGUGGCUCCAAGCAGGACACACUGGGCCCUGCCCAGGGAAACCCUCUGUAAAGCAUUGGGAAAUCUCUGCUGCCCAACCAGGUUACUCUCCCAAUAUCACCCUUGUUAAUGCUCAAGGCUGCUUUGGCUGGAAAAGCAGAUUUAAGGCUGGAAAAUUAAUUACUUAUGUUAUUUUAGGCUGGAUAUUAAAGUGGAUUUUUCUGUCUGUCUCCCCCAAGAAUACUGAGGUGCAACAGGAAAAUCCACAAGCUCAAAGAAUCCCAGCCUGCCACCAGUGCCUCAUGUAAUCCGUCUGCCCUCAAAAUACUGCUGCUGCUUCUGCAAUCAAUAAAUGGGAAAGGGAAGGGAAAAGGGAAUGGGAAGGGCAGGGAAAUGCAAAGGAAAAGGGGAAAUGCAAAGAAAACAAAAGCCAAAGGAAAACAUGAGUGGUAAUUCAGGGUGAUUUACUUACCCUGGUUUUCUGUGCUUCAGUGGGGACUGCAUGAACUGCUGGUGCCAGGAAGGUGGGGAAAUCCCAGAGGUUUCACUGCCACCUCCCUGCUCCCAUCUGAGUUGCUUGAGGGACAUCAGCAGCACUUCAGAGCAACACUACAAAUGCUCUCAUUAUCACUUUAUAAAUAAAGAGCAGCUUCUUGCUAAGCAA
Oenanthe melanoleuca is the source of this 4212-nucleotide messenger RNA. Its product is annotated as gasdermin-A3-like. The transcript is spliced from 11 exons. Gene Ontology annotation, biological process: defense response to bacterium; pyroptotic inflammatory response. The record is from RefSeq and is a predicted model, not a curated record. Bases 2256 to 3620 code for a protein of 454 amino acids. Lineage: Eukaryota; Metazoa; Chordata; Aves; Passeriformes; Muscicapidae. Gene Ontology annotation, molecular function: phosphatidylinositol-4-phosphate binding; phosphatidylinositol-4,5-bisphosphate binding; phosphatidylserine binding.